AGACUUGAUGUUACCAACCAGCUCGAGGACGUUUGUGUCUGGUUUCCAAGACGGAUAUGGAUGGUCUUGCUUUGCUGACUCUAAACGUUGUUUUUGGUGUUUAAAACGAGUUUUCCUCGAAAUAAACAAGGGGACAAGCCAGCUGGCCACUUUGUGCAUACGAACUGUCUUGUUAGCGUGUAGAUAGCGAUGCUUCAAGCUAUCCACCUAACGGUAGCUAGCUAAAUAGCUACAGUAGCAAGCAAACUAGUAAUGCUAGUUUUGAUUCUGUCUUUUUGCUAAUCUUAUUGACUAGCUAACAUUAACUAAAAUUCUUUGCCUCGCUUUAACGUUAGCUGACCAGUUGAUUUUAAAAUGAGCAAGCAGCUUACAUUUAUUGUUGAGCACCUGAAUUAAAGACCCCUUCAAGAAAAACUUUAACCUGAUCAGGUUUGACUCACUGGAGCCAAUGCAACUGCUGCAAAUUCUCAACGAUGUUCUUGCUGAAAUUGACACUAAGGGAAGACAAUGUAAACAAUGGCAAUGUAAACAACAACCUCAUAAUUUUGAUCAUGAGUUGGCCAAGUUGAUCUUAUGUCUCAAAUGUAAUGUUGAUGAUGACACCUACCCCAUUUGGAGCCCCACUACUAUUGUGUUUCCAAUUACCAGUCAGUCAUCUAAAGUGUGAGUGAGUUGUAAAUCAUAUUUUAUUCAUUUCAGCAAGCUAUUGAUAUCCGUGAAGAAAUGCCUGACCAAACAGCAAAGAGAAUGUUCACUUUGCUUGGGAUGUUGAAAUACAAACCACCUGGGAAUAUGUCUGAUCUGUAAGUAUUUUUGACGUACAACUUACGGGGUCAAAUCAGAUUUUAGCAGUACAACCAAUGACAUUGAGUAGAACUCUGAAAGAGUUUGCUUCUCACUGUCUUUCUUCAUACAGGAGCCGUUUUAGACAGGGCCUGGUGACAGGGAGUAAGCCUGUGAUUCACCCUAUCCUUCACUGGCUGCUGUAGAGGAUCACAGAGCUGAAGAAGAGAGCUUACCUGGCUCGCUUCCUGGUUAAGCUUGAGGUUCCUGCAGGACGAUGUCAUCACUGACACCUAUCACCAGGUUUGUUUAACACUGACUUCAAGGUGCAAGCAUAACAUCAUACAUGGGAUCAUGACUCCUCCUCUCGCUAGACUAGAGAGAUCACACUAUGAUGCCAUGAUUAAAACCAUUAUUUUAUUAUUUUUAAGGUCACUGUGGGUCAGAAAGAUGUGAUGGAAUGCAUAACUGAGACGUGAUGAAUCAUUGCAUAGUGUUUGAUCUUUUGUUUUUGUCGUAUGAAGAACUAGUGGAAGGAUUCAAGACCUACCAUAAGGAGUGUGAGCAAUUGAAGAGCUCUGGCUUUUCCACUGCAGAGAUCAGAAAGGUAAAAACUUUUACCUCUUAUCAAUAGGUGUCACAUGGAAUACGCUUAAGACAGUGCUACAACACAAUAUUUUCCCCAACCUCAGGACAUUGGUGCUAUGGAAGAGGAGAAAGACCAGCUGAUCAAGCGAGUGGAGCGGCUGAAGAAGAGGGUAAGGCAGGCAGUCUGUUUGAGGAAGCCCACCCUGUCAUAAUGCCUGAAACUCACAGGGACUCACAGAGGAAUGAAAACAUGACCUCUCAUACACGCCAACGGAUUCCUUGUGGUAAUGAGACUGGACAGGCAUCUGAGAGGCUCAAGGCUUCACCCUUUUACAGGGCAGAAGAGUAAUAGAGUGCUAUUUUAGUGGGUCAUACUUUAAGGCCAUGCCAGGAGAGGAAACUUGAGUUGUUGGUAGUGCCUCCCGGCUGUCAUGUGAGGCGAAACUCAAUCUCAGAUGCCGAAACAGUAUCACAGUUUCAUCUGUGUCCACCAGGUGGAGUCAGUGUCCAACCACCAGCGGAUGCUGGAACUGGCCAGACAACUACAUGUGGAAAAAGAGAGAAGAGUCUCUGGCUCAGCAGAAGCAAGAGCAGAAGCACCAAGUAAUGAUAUGUCAUGUCUUUUUCAGUAGCUUGUGUCCUGCUUUGUCCAACUUUCCAAUUUACAGGCUUUGUAACCCAUAUCAUCAACUUUGCUGCAUACAGAGUACAAAUAUGUGAUAUAUAUAUAUAUAUAGGUAAAAGUUGACAUAUUAUCAAAGAUUGCUGUCAAUUACAUAUUCCAAAUUCACUUACAAGUAGAUUGAUAAGCAUGAUGUUGGUUGAGACAUGAUGUUGGUUUCUUUUAAAAUGCUGAUAAGGUGUGUUGUCGUUUGGAUAUGUCCAGCUUUUACAGGCAGAGCAGAGACUGCAGAGAUCUCAGCAGCAGCUGAAGGACCUGCAGCAGGCAGCAUCAGAUGCCAAGCCAGAGAGUGAGGAGGCCUGUUCUGCAUCACCCUCCACGCCACAGCUGGUUGAAAAGGUUGAAAGGUCAAGGACACAGCAGAUUAGGCUGAAUCUCUGUUUAAUUAAUUCGCAUCUAUUAAGGCCCUGUAAUCAUCCUGAUCUUUGAAGUGCUCCAUUAGAGCUCACCAUAUAUGGAUUUGCCUAUUUUUUUGUCCUCGUCUAGUGGUGGCCUCUACAAUCACACAGGAGAUUUACACAUUUAUAGUUUCCAAAAUGACCAAAGUAAAGAAAGACAGACAUGAGACCUUUUGUGGGUGGCACAUCAACGAAGCAUUUGACAAUCCAAUGACUCAAAAUACCACAUAUCAAAACAUGUGACCCUCUUAUAAAGGUUUUCAGUCUGAAUACUUAUGUAAAUGUGAUAUUUCAGUUUUUUACUUGUAAUAAUUUAGCAAACAUUUCUAAACAGUUUUUUGCUUUGUCAUUAUGGGGUAUUGUGUGUAGAUUGAGGGAAAAAAAUCUAUUUAAUCCAUUUUAGAAUAAGGCUGUAAUGUAACAAUGUGGAAAAAGUCAAGGGGUCUGAAUACUUUCCGAAUGCACUAUAUGUUGAGGUUAUGCCCUUGAGUUGAUUAAAACAAUAUUUUUCAUACACUCUCUUGAUCUUGUCUAAUGUUAAUUAUUGUGAUGAGCAGGUGUGCUCAUCUCAAGUCUAGGAUGUGCAUAUUACCCCCCUUUCUUCUAUAAGCAGAUGUGCCUCAUUGUGUUUCAAAGACUUUCAGAAUGAUGUAGCCUGAUCAAAUGUCUAUGUCUCUGUUACUGUCUCAGGCUUAAUGAAGAGGCUUGAAGAGGAGAUCAAGUUCAACUCCUACAUGGUGUCUGACAAACUGCCCAAGGAGCUGGAGAGUAAGAGGCGGAUGGUGCAGUUCCUGCAGAAUGUGGUGUCCGAGCCGGACAUGGGCCAAGCUGAGCUUGGGGAACUGGAGGACAAGGUGAGCUAUCUACCUACCUGGGCAAUUAAGCUAUAGAGCCUUCACAGUUUGGUAAAUUUGGUUCAAGAAUGACUGACAAUAACCAAAAAGUUUACGUCUGACUGUUCCCCACUUUGUCCAGAUUCGAGAAAACAACAUCAAAAUAAACCACCUGAUUGAGAAAAGAAUGAUGCGAAACGACCCCAUGGAUGAUAAACUGUCUCUUUUCAGGCAACAGGUGAUUUGUUUCUCAUUUUCUCACAUUCUUUAAACAUAUAGUAGAGUUAUAUGACAUAACACCAGCAAUUACAUAGGAUGGUUAUGUCAAUUUCAGAAUGCCAUUCUCCGUCAUUGAUACUAAAUCCACAGGUCUUUGUCAGUUAUAUGAAUCUGUAACAGCUGGCUGUUUGUGUGUGGUUAAGCGUUUGCAGGCUCUUUGAACUUGUGAGGAUGAUUGAUGUUGUCUGAUGAAGGGAGGCGGCUUCAUUUAUCAUCAAAAUGAUUAUUCAGGUUAUCAUAUUGAUAUUUUAAUAUCUUUGUGUUUUGUUGUCUCUUUUGCUAUAGUGAGGCAUAUGAUAGAAGAUAAAUUGCUCUUGUUUGCUCACAUACUGUAUAAACCACCGCUCAACCUUUCCUAGCUGUGGUUUGUGGUAGACGCGCUGUUGCACCAACCUUACCUCCUUAACUAUUCUGGCUGUGGAUUUUGUGCGAAUUACAAUAAAUGGGUAUGCGUACAUCUACUGGCUGUAUCUGUAUUGACUGUAUAUUUAAUAAUAUGACUGGUGUGUGUCUUGCAGGCGUCCAUCAUAACGCGUAAGAAGGAGGCGUAGGCGGAGGAGCUGCAGGAGGCGCGGGAGGAGCUAGCUUCACUAGACGAGAGCUGAGCCAGAAGAACAGCCAGGCACGAGACCUGGACGGAGAUGAGGUCAUCCGGGGAGAUGAGGUAACGUUCCAGUAACUAACCACCUCUCACAGCUCAGUACUCUGGUCUGAACAUCAUCAUCCACACCAAUAGUAAUCCCCUUCCUCACCAGUGGAACAGGGUCAGAGCCUUUUUCGAUGGUGAGUGAUGUAUCGUCAUUUUGCAGCAAAAAGAGUGCUACCCCUAUAUACAAUCCACAGGUUGUAUCCUCCCCUUAAUUGGGGAGGACGGGCUCGUGGUAAUGGCUGGAGCGGAAUGAGUGGAAUUGUAUCAAACACAUUGUCACGAUCGUCAGGGAGAGACCAAGGCGCAGCGUGAUGAACAAACAUACUUUAAUUAGUUAAAGUGUAAAACCAAUACAAAACAAGAAACGACUCGUGAAGUCCACGGUGACAAUGACCGAACACGGAACAAAAACCCACAAACACAAAGGGAAAACAGACAGUUUAAAUAUGGCUCCCAAUCAGAGACAACCAGCCAACAGCUGACACUCGUUGCCUCUGAUUGGGAGUCACUCAGGCAAACAUAGAAAUAGACGAACUAGAACCCCCAACAUAGAAAUACACCACAUAGAACAAACACACCCUGGCUCAACAACUAGAGUCCCAUAGCCAGGGUGUGACAGUACCCCCCCCUAAAGGCGCGGACUGCGACCGCGCCUCAAAAAGAGCAAAACAGGGGAGGGCUGGGUGGGCAUACCUCCUCGGCGGCGGUUCUGGCUCCGGGCUUGCCCACCACCCUCCAACAAACCCCCCAUAGCGCCCCUGGUCCGGUCUGGCCCCGCUGGCUGGAGCUGGACUGGACGUAGCAGGAGCGGUUAGCUUCAACUCCGUAGUGGAGCCGUUGACCGGUACCUGGUUAGGCACCGGUGACCCAGGCACGGGUUGUGCCGGACAGACGACGCGCACCCCUGGCUUGGUGCGUGAGGCAGGAAAGGACCGGACCUGGCUGACGAUGCGCACCCCUGGCUUGGUGCGUGGAGCAGCAACGGGCCGGACCGGGCUGUCGAUACGCACCCCUGGCUUGGUGCGUGGAGCCGGAACGGGCCUCACCGGACUGACGACUCGCACCCCUGGCUUGGUGCGUGGAGCAGCAACGGGCUGGACCGGGCUGACGAUGCGCACCCCUGGCUUGGUGCGUGGAGCCGGAACGGGCCUCACCGGACUGACGACUCGCACCCCUGGCUUGGUGCGUGGAGCAGCGACGGGCCGGACCGGGCUGACGAUGCGCACCCCUGGCUUGGUGCGUGGAGCCGGAACGGGCCUCACCGGACUGACGACUCGCACCCCUGGCUUGGUGCGAGUAGCAGGAACGGGCUGGACCAGGCUGACGACUCGCACCCCUGGCUUGGUGCGAGUAGCAGGAACAGGCUGGACCAGGCUGACGACUCGCACCCCUGGCUUGGUGCGAGUGGCAGGAACGGGCUGGACCAGGCUGACGACUCGCACCCCUGGCUUGGUGCGAGUGGCAGGAACAGGCCGGGCCGGGCUGGCGACGCGCACCGUAGACUUGGUGCGAGUGGCAGGAACUGGCUGGGCCGGGCUGGCGACGCGCACCGUAGGGUUGGUGCGUGGAGCAGGGACAGGCCGGGCUGGGCUGGCGACGCACACCGUAGGCUUGGUGCGUGGAGCAGGGACAGGCCGGACUGGGCUGGCGACGCACACCGUAGGCUUGGUGCGUGGAGCAGGGACAGGCCGGACUGGGCUGGCGACGCACACCGUAGGCUUGGUGCGUGGAGCAGGGACAGGCCGGGCUGGGCUGGCGACGCACACCGUAGGCUUGGUGCGUGGAGCAGGGACAGGCCGGGCCGGGUUGGCGACGCGCACCGUACACUUAGUGCGGGAAGCAGGAACGGGCCGGGCCGGGCCGGCGACGCACACCGUAGGUUUGGUGCGAGGGGCAGGAACAGGCCGGGCCGGGCUGGCGACGCACACCGUAGGUUUGGUGCGAGGGACAGGAACAGGCCGGGCCGGGCUGGCGACGCACACCGUAGGCUUGGUGCGAGGUGCAGGAACAGGCCGGGCUGGGCUGGCGACGUGCACCGUACACUUAGUGCGGGAAGCAGGAACGGGCCGGGCCGGGCUGGCGACGCACACCGUAGGUUUGGUGCGAGGGGCAGGAACAGGCCGGGCCGGGCUGGCGACGCACACCGUAGGCUUGGUGCGAGGGGCAGGAACAGGCCGGGCUGGGCUGGCGACGUGCACCGUACACUUAGUGCGGGAAGCAGGAACGGGCCGGACCGGACUGGUGACGCACACCACUUGCUUGGUGUGAGGAGCGGGACUGGGUUUCAUCAUAACCCUCCGCUCCCUCAGCUGCCUACCGAGUUCCUCUCGCCGUGCCUCAUUUCUCACCCUUUCCCUUAUCGCCUCCAAUAGCUCCAUCCUCUGCAACACUAACUCCUGCUCCCUCUGGGCCAGUAGCCCCCUUAACCUGGUGGCCUCCUCACCUAAUCGCCCUGUGGCAGCCUCCUGCUGCCCAGUCGCCCCUGCCGUGUGCCCCCCCCUAAAUUUUUUUUGGGGUUGCCUCUCGACCGUCCGACGCUGACACUGCUUACGCCGUUGCUCCUCUCUCCGUCACCUCUCAACUGUCUCACUCCAUGGCCGGCGAUCCAUCCCGGCCAGGAUCUCCUCCCAGGUCCAGGAACCUCUCCCGUCCAAUAUCUCCUCCCAUGACCAGGCUGCCUGCUCCUGGACACGCUGCUUGGUCCUGGUAUGGUGGGUUUUUCUGUCACGAUCGUCAGGGAGAGACCAAUGCGCAGCGUGUUGAACGAACAUGGUGAACUUUAUUAUCUUUAGUGAUAAUCUACACAAUAAACAAAACAAGAAACGACUCGUGAAGUCCACGGUGACAAUGACCGAACACGGAACAAAAACCCACAAACACAAAGGGAAAACAGACAGUUUAAAUAUGGCUCCCAAUCAGAGACAACCAGCCAACAGCUGACACUCGUUGCCUCUGAUUGGGAGUCACAGGCAAACAUAGAAAUAGACGAACUAGAACCCCCAACAUCCAUGGUUUCUAUGUGUUUGAUGCCAUUCCAUUUACUCCGUUUCAGCCAUUAUUAUGAGCCGUCCUCCCCUCAGCAGCCUCCACUGAUACAAUCAGCUCAGUAUUCGCAUGUUACGUUGUACAAUUGCCCACCACUCAAAACUGUUUGCUGACGUCAAACUUUGUGGAUAAGAGUGAAGUGCGGUAGAGUUGUGCGCUGCACUGAACAUGAGAUGCUAUUUCUGCUCUUAUGUAAACAGAGAAGGGCUCACUGGCUAAAGCUACUUAUCCCUUUCCACUCACUCUCCCACAUUCCCAUGCAAGGUUAAAAAUAGACCACAACAUGGACUACCUAGAACCAGGACUGUAGAACAAACUGUCUGAAAUGUUAGCUGUUUUCUAAUCUCUUAUAAAUAAAUCUUCUAAAUUUAAUUCAGAAAACACAAACCAUUGCGGUGUAAAUCCUUCAACUAAAUGUAACUCGAUGGCUGAUAUUUUACCCCAAUCGAAACAAACUGACACAAACUUUGACGCCAUGUUCGGUUAGAUCUCUCUGAACCAUUGGCAGAGAGUGGACUCUCAAAUUUGAGUGCCUUUUUGACUCUGCAACACAGUGCCAGGAGCCAUCACUCCUGUGUGUCAACACACCCUGUGCCUGGAGAACGACCACUCUUCAAAUCUCAGACUAAGCCUGUUGCUGUUUGCAGAGGAACAUUUGCCAUAAGCAGCUCUACAGUAUAUAGUUGGUGGUCGCUGAUGGAUAGGGCACGUACUGCACCCAUAUGUUCAUGUCUGAGUGUUUUAUGAGCAGGAGUUCCACACGCAGUGAGAACAUCGCGCUGAGCGCUGGACAGUCUGGCGAGGCACAUAAGCUGCCUGUCUGAAAUAGCAGCCACUUUCUCCCUGCUCUCCCCAAUGCCCUUUUCAAUGUGGGUGGUUUCAUCUGCUCCUCUCGAUAAUGAGGGAGUGUGUUUUGAUGUGAAAGGAAACUCUAAACCUGAUUUCUCAGUAUGGUGAAACAGUAGGUAAGAACAAGGAGGAUUUCUGUGGUAAAUGGAAAGGACUUAUCAGUCUCUCCUGGGGUCAUGGUGGAAAUUAUCACCUUAUCAGUCUCUCCUGGGGUCAUGGUGGAAAUUAUCACCUUAUCAGAGGCACUUUCCAUUUCUGAACUUGCGUGUAAUCACGUCACCCGGCAGCUGCAGGAGGGCCUCUGUAUUAUGACCCUGUGUGCUCAUCCUCAGUUAGCUUGGUUUUAAACCCACUACUAACUAGUCCACCAUGUUUCUAGUGUUCCAUCAUCCAUUGCUUGGCUCUCUGUUCCCUUACACCCCAAAUUCCCCCAACAUAAAUAACAGAUGUGUUUGCUCAAUCUGGAAAGGUUAUUCACCCGGCCAAAAUGGAUUUUCACAUAUACUGUAGGCAACUGCUAUUUCUAAAUUUGCACAGUGCAUAUACUGUAUGUGCAUACAAUGUUUCAUUAUCUACUAUCCCACUGUGCUGCAUUUUCAACAACUAUCCUCCUGUCCUGAGUAUGUGUUUGUCAUGAUAAAUAGUUCAAGCCCUUCAAAGUGCUGGCUAAUUUAGUAGCAGUUGUUCUGGGGACAUAUUGUAUGUGAUGAGGGAAUGCUAUGCAGCAUUGUUCUGCCUGCUAAUUCCCUCUCAACCUUGUCUGCACUUGAUGUCCUGAAAUAAAACAAACCAUACGUUCUCGCGCACAAGCCGUGCAUGCCUUAAGUGACGUAACAUUCUGUGAUUUCUGGGGUUGUUCUCCAGAAUGAACAACGGCUAUAAAUGUUGACAUGCACAGGAGUCCCGUGUAGCUCAGUUUGUAGAGCAUGGCGUUUGCAACGCCAGGGUUGUGGGUUCGAUUCCCACAGGGGGCCAGUAUGAAAAAGAAAGAACAAAAAAAAUGUAUGCACUCACUAACUGUAAGUCGCUCUGGAUAAGAGCGUCUGCUAAAUGACAAAAAUGUAAAUGUCUCAUCGUACCCCUACAGAGAAAGGGGGAGGGCGGGUUGAGUGCCGCAUCCAGUUGGCCAACAUUUGGUGUGUUUGCCAGGGGUCAUGUCUGUCUUGGUAGGAAUUGGAGAGGAUGACCUUGCUUCAAGAUGUGGUUGUCCUUGUGUAUCUGGGAAGAAAGAGAACAUGUCAGUCUCAUUUUCAGACACAAAAAUAUGCAAUGUUAUUGUCAUUACUUUACAAUGUUAUUGUCAUUACUUUACAAUGUUAUUGUCAUUACUUUUGGUCAUCCCCUUUCUCGUAGCAUAUUUUUUCAUGACAGUCACUCUCGGUUCCUCUCAGUUCAAACGUUUUGUCGGGAAACUGCGCAGCAAGGGGACUGUGUUCAAGAAGAAGAGGCAGGAGAUUACCGAGCUGAGUACGGGGUCCUGCAGCGGACAGAGGAGAUCCUAAAACAGAGGCAUGAGGUCGGCCAACAGCAACUGGUAAUGCACUGCACCAGUCCCCUUUCACAGCAGGGCAGCUAUCGACCCUACCUGCUUUCCUCCAUACCGCAUAGAAGCCCCCUUAUAGUGGUACACGUGCCUUUCCAUCCUGCCCUUGUUCAUACAAAUUGCAUUGACCUUCGUUGGAAAUGACUUCACACCUCAGAAGCCUCUGACCUCCUGACUUGCUGAAAGCCUGGCUGAUCAGGGAGUGCUGGGCUGCUGCUAUUUGCGAAGGCUGCAUCUGUUUCUCUCUAUGACGCUGGUAUUUUUUUAUCAGUGGAUGCACCCCCCCCCCUUACCCGUUGUACCACGGCUGGUUGGUUGUUGGUGCCUGAGACCCCUCUCCUGUCGCCACCUGCAUUCCUGUUCCCAACCAUUACCCCUCCCACAUAAAACGAUGAACCAUUUGCUGCAACAAUGUUGGUUAUACAGUAUAAUCCAGAACAUGCUAGAAGCCCUGCCUGCCACUGUGAACUAUUCAUAUCAGAAACAAAUAUUAGAAUUCAUGUAGUUUCAUUAGGUCAUUCACAUUCAGUCUUUAUCAGUGUUUGAACAUAUUUGCAGGAGAGGGCUGGGGGCUACAUGGGAAGGAAAUUGUGUUUAUUUUCAUAGGUCACAGUUUUCUCACUCAUCAUAUACAAUAGACCGAACAUGCACACACUGCUACCUCAACCGCAUGUAACCUUCUCUUCUUCUUGGAGAACAAAGUGGCCUGUACUCCCAGGUGUCGAGCUGAGCCCUGCCUGUUUGUGUGGACACAACCCUUCACAGUGCUUAGAGCUGCAACACCGGACUAGGCUAUCUGUGAUUUAUCCUCCCAGACAGGGAGGGAGUAACUUAGUCACUGAGUCACAGCUAUAGACUUACAUUUGUCGACAUGGUGCAAACUAAUUAUAAACAAUUAAUUAGGUGAGCCAUUGUAUGUUAUUACAUGGAGGUUUACUCAUCUCAAAUUAUUAACUUGUAUUUACUGAUUACACUCAUUAAAAAUAUCCCAUUGCCUUGCAGCUCGUGUGGGUGUAGAUAGACUACAUUGCUCAAGUGCCAGGUGUUUGUGGUCCUCUGUAGCUCAGCUGGUAGAGCACGGCGCUUGUAAUGCCAAGGUAGUGGGUUCGAUCCCCGGGACCACCCAUACGCAAAAAUGUAUGCACGCAUGACUGUAAGUCGCUUUGGAUAAAAGCGUCUGCUAAAUGGCUUAUUAUUAUUAUUUCUAGUGAACUCUUGCCAGGUCCCUACACUGACAUUUGGUUUAGGAUGAUAAAACUGGACACAAUCUCAUUAUGUUAUGCUGCCAUAUUACAAGGCACAAGGAUCUCAUAUUUUGUGUAGUAACUGAUGACUGGAACUCCAUAUGGCCACAUUGUUGUCUGUGUAGCAAUCCAUGGAGACACAGAAGGGGAUCUCUGGGUACAGUGACACUCAGGAGGAACUGGAGAGGGUGUCGGCCAUCAAGAGUGAGCUGGACGAGAUGAAGGGACGCUCGCUGGACGACAUGUCUGAAAUGGUGACUAUACCAGGGGAUCGGAGCCAAUGUCUGAGUAGCAUGUCACUUUACCACAGGGACAGAUCUUUACCCACUCCAGACCACCCAUACUCAGGAUGAUGCUCAUUGCCUUCAAAUGCACUACCCCAACACAGCACAAUUUGUUUUACAAGAACGGUUCUUGUCUGACUAUGUGUUGUUGUUUUUUUACCCCCUUUUUCUCUCCAAUUUCGUGAUAUCCAAUUGCGAUCUUGUCUCAUCGCUGCAACUCCCCAACGGGCUCGGGAGUGGCGAAGGUCGAGUCAUGCGUCCUCUGAAACAUGACCCCCCAAACCGUGCUUCUUAACACCCGCCCGCUUAACCCGGAAGCCAGCCGCACCAAUGUGUCGGAGGAAACACCGUCCAACUGAUGACCGAAGUCAGCCUGCAGGCGCCCGGCCCACCACAAGGAGUCGCUAGAGAGCGAUGAGCCAAGUAAAGCCCCCCGGCCAAACCCUUCCCUAACAUGCAUGACGCUGGGGCCAAUUGUGCACCGCCCUAUGGGACUCCCGGUCACAGCCGGCUGUGACACAGCCUGGGCUCGAACCUGGGUCUGUAGCGACACCUCAAGCACUGCGAUGCAGUGCCUUAGACUUCUGCGCCACUCGGGAGGCCCUGACUAUGUGCUGUUUUGUUUGUGGCAUUGAUUUCUUCGCAUUGAUUUAGUGUCUUGAUACCUUUGAAAUACCCCUUGUGCAUACUUCAACUGUCCUUUUGUGCUUGUAUUCAGGGGAAAAGAAGAGUAGUUGCUGAGUUUUAAGCUAGGUUUGAUUACCAAAUCAACCAGUUUUAUCAAUCUGUCAUCCCAUUGCAAGAAUGUCCAAAUAGAACCAGUUGCAGCUGAUUAGACCCCAGUCCAAGAUGUUUUUGAAAUUCUUUAAAGCGUAGUCAGGGUUUGUGGUUAAAGCUGGCAGCUUUCACACUUAGCAGAUAGUAGACUGUGCCGCUCCCAAUGAUCAAGCAUCUCUGGCUGUAGCUAUAAACGUGGACUUUCACUCACCUCACAAUCUUCCAGAUUUCUCACAAUAGACCACAUCCACACACACACUGCUAUACACACACACUGCUAUACACACACACUUCUAUACACACACACUGGAGAACAAAGUGGCCUGAACUCCCAGGUGUUGAGCUGAGCCCUGCCUGUUUGGUGGACUCAACCCUUCACAGUGCUUAGAGCUGCAACACCUGCCCCUUUAAAGUAGACUUUCACUCACCUCACAAUCUUCCAAUCUCCUGGUUGGCCUUAGAUAGCCCUGCCUCUGCAUACACACCCUAUAAGGACCCUGCUUGUGUACAACACCAGUGACAUUAUGAUUAUCAGAUGUUAUUAUGGGUAUAGUUAGUCAUCUUAAACUGACAUUUCUGUGGAUUAUUUUGAAAUAUGUGAUACUGUUUUUCAGGUGAAGAAACUGAAUUCGACGAUAGUGGAGAAAAAGUCUGCCCUUGCGCCUAUCAUAUAGGAACUGAGGCCUUUGAGACAGCAGUGUCAGGUGAACGUCACACGCUGUAUAACUUUGUCAGCAGUUUCAUCUUCAAAUUGUGUCAUUACACAGAGCUGUGUCUAUAGAAUUAGCCACAUUUACAACCCCAGAUUAUUAUGCGAAACUAGAAGCUUAUCAAAGCAUGACAUGAGGUUUAACAAAGGGGAAAACCCUGAUGCCUCCACCAGCUGCUAUUCACUUUCAAGUUUCAAGUUUUUGUCACAUGCACAAGUACGGUGAAAUGCCUUUCUUGCAAGCUCCAAACCCAACAAUGCAGUCAUCAAUAUCAAUGUAGCGCAAAAAAUUACAUGAGGUAGAAUAAGGUUUACAGGAUUUUUGUGGAGUCCAUUAACGAUAGUUUACAUGUAGUCUAUAUGUAAAGUGUAUGAUGGGGAAAGCCCCUCGCAUCCAUCUGCUAAAGCAGGGGAUCAUAUUUUCCAACAUGUGUUCCCUAAAUUGGUACACCAUCAUACUGGCUAACAUUAACUAAUGAUGAAAAGCUGCGGCAGAAAUAUAUUAAUAGACUAAGCUAGAGCUAAGAUUAAGUAAAAUGGUGCUUUGAUCUGAUAGUGAUAUGAAAGGGGUUGGGGAAACUAACUUUUGCAUACAGUGCAUUCGGAAAGUAUUCAGACCCCUUGACUUUUUCCACAUUUUGUUACGUUACAGCCUUAUUCUAAAAUGAAUUAAAUUAAUGUUUUCCCUCAUCAAUCUACACACAAUACCCCAUAAUGACAAAGUGAAAACGGGUUUUUAGAUUUUUUUGCAAAUGUAUUAAAAAUAAAAAACAGAUACCUUAUUUACAUAAGUAUUUAGACCCUUUGCUAUAAGACUCGAAAUGGAGCUCUGGUGCAUCCUGUUUCCAUUGAUCAUCCUUGAUGUUUCUACAACUUGAUUUGGAGUCCACCUGUGGUAAAUUCAAUUGAUUGGACAUGAUUUGGAAAGGCACAAACCUGUCUAUAUAAGGUCCCACAGUUGACAGUGCAUCUAUAUAAGGUCCCCAAGAACACAGCGGCCUCCAUCAUUCUUAAAUGGAAGAAGUUUGGAAUCACCUACACUCUUCCUAGAGCUGGCUGCCCGGCUAAACUGAGCAAUCGGGGGAGAAGGGCCUUGGUCAGGGAGGUGACCAAGAACUCGAUGGUCACUCUGACAGAGCUCCAGAGUUCCUCUGUGGAGAUAGUUGUCCUUCUGGAAGGUUCUCCCAUCUCUGCAGCACUCCACCAAUCAGGCCUUUAUGGAAAAGUGGCCAGAUGGAAACCCUUCCUUAGUAAAAGGCGCGACAGCCCGCUUGGAGUUUGCCAAAAGGCACCUAAAGGACUCUCAGACCAUGAGAAACAAGAUUCUCUGGUCUGAAAACAUGAUUGAACUCUUUGGCCUGAAUGCCAAGCAUCAUGUCUGGAAGAAACCUGGCACCAUCCCUACGGUGAAGCAUGGUGGUGGCAGCAUCAUGCUGUGGGGAUGUAUUUCAGCAGCAGGGACUGAGACUAGUCAGGAUCAAGGGAAAGAUGAACGGAGCAAAGUACAGAGAGAUCCUUGAUGAAGACCUGCUCUAGAGUGCUCAGGACCUCAGACUGGGGCAACGGUUCACCUUCCAACAGGACAACGACCCUAAGCACACAGCCAAGACAACGCAGGAGUGGUUUAGGGACAAGUCUCUGAAUGUCCUUGAGUGGCCCAGCCAGAGCCCGGACUUGAACCCAAUCAAACAUCUCAGGAGAGACCUGAAAAUGGCUGUGCAGCGACGCUCCCCAUCCCCACAGAGCUUGAGAGGAUCUGCAGAGAAGAAUGGGAGAAACUCCCCAAAUACAGGUGUGCCAAGCUUGUACCGUCAUACCCAAGAAGACUCGAGGCUGUAAUCGCUGCCAAAGGUGCUUCAACAAAGUACUGAGUAAAGGGUCUGAAUACUUAUGUAAAUGUGAUAUUUCAGAUUGUAUUUUUUGUUUUUUAAAUUAGCAAACAUAUCUACAAAUCUGUUUUUGCAUUGUCAUUAUGGGGUAUUGUGUGUAGAUUGAUGAGGGAAAAACCCACAUGUAAUCAAUUUUAUAAUAAGGCUGUAACGUAACAAAAUGUGGAAAAAGUCAAGGGGUUUGAAUACUUUCCGAAUGCACUGUACAUAACAUACUAUAACAGUGAAUUGUCUUGUCAUUGUACUGUCUUUUUAAAAUGCUGUAGAAUAUGUGCAUGUAUGUGUAUUUCUCUGUUCAUGUAUCUGUGAAUGGGUUUUUCUUUCAUCACAGGAGCUAACUCAAGAGUAGGAGGAGAGGAAGGCCCAGUAUGACAGCUGUGCUGCAGGCCUGGAGAGUAACCGAUUCAAACUGGAGCAGGUACAAUAUGAAAUGCUGUGUGUAGACACCUGACGUAUCUAACACCCCCACAUAUCACCACGUAUGACAUUUUCUUUAUAUCAUUUGUUCACAUACACCACACAAUUUGAAUGUUCUCUCCAUGAGGAACAGUUCAGUUUCUUAUGGUCGAAUGUUUUCAUUCACCACCUCCCAUUGCAGGAGGUGAGAGCUCUGAGGGUGGAGAUGACUCGGCAGGAAAACCGAUACCACUACAUCAACUCCAGGGCGGCAGGUAGCUUAGUGGGUAAGAGCGUUGUGCCAGUAACCGAAAGGUCGCUGGUUCUAAUCCCCGAGCCGACUGGCUGAAAAAUCUGUCGAUGUGCCCUUAAGCAAGGCACUUAACCCUAAUUGCUCCUGUAAGUCGCUCUGGAUAAGAGCGUCUGCUAAAUGUGUAAAAUGUAAAUGUAAUCAACUGCAUGAUAGAGGUAAGGGGCUCAAGUAGCAAACAACCUCUUCCCCAACACCUGUUCUGUACUGUGACAGUAAACCAGAGCUCUCGUUCUUCUUGCUCUCUCUCUCUCUAUCCCCAUCUCUCUCUCUUUCUCCCCAUCUCUCUCUGUUCUUCACAGAUCAUUUGAGUUGCAAAUGCAGCGAGCAGCAGAAGAGAUGAAGGCCUACGUGUCCCCUGAUCCGCAAGAGAGGAGGAAGACCAUCAGGUGAGCACGCUGAGCUGAGUCUGCCAGCUGCUUAGGACUUCUAUUACCGUAGUCACCUCCAUAUGCUCCUAUUACAACACUUGUGCAUCUGCUACUGUUGCCACACACCUCCCCAAAUACCUCCCUCAAAGGAUACACUUACAGCAGUCCGUUAGUAGAUUCACCCUCAGGUCUUUUAUAUACUAUAGCUAUGCAUUUCCAAGUGUGUCCAGAAGUAUUGCUUUGCUAAAAGAAAAAUAUGUAAAUAAAAUACUGGUUUAACCUCUACGGGAUCGGUUGAGCUAACGUGCGCUAAUGUGAUUAGCUUGACUGUUGUAAGUAAUGGUAAGCUUUCCAGGACAUAGACAUGUCUUAUAUGGGCAGAAAGCUUAAAUUCUUGUUAAUCUAACUGCACUGUCCAAUUUACAGUAGCUAUUACAGUGAAAACAUACCAUGCUAUCGUUUGAGGAGAGUGCACAACAACAAAAAACGUAUCACGGCAACUGGUUUGAUACAUUCACCUCUGAAUAUGCAUAUCCUUGUUUCAGGUCCUGAGCUACAGGCAGUUAGAUUUGGGUAUGUCAUUUUAGGCGAGAAUUGAAAAAAAGGGUCCGAUCCUUAAGAGGUUAAUAAAAUAUGUUAUGGAUGUUUGCUAUUUUGUGUUAUUCAACUAACAGGUAGUAUUUCCUUUGUAAAACUCACAGUAAUGUUAUAAUGGCAGCAUUGAGCUUGCGAAAGUUAAUAGGCUCACAUGAACUCUGACCCUCUGGCUGUUUCACAGGGAGCAGUACAUGAAGAACAUUGCAGAGCAGGAGUCCCUGGGCAAGGUGAGCAGGGAGGUGCUUUGUCAGGAUGCAGGCACAGUGCCAAUGGAAUCUGAAAUGGAUCCCCUGCAAACACAGAGGCCAUACUUUAGGUUCCUUCCUUCCUCACCCUGAUAAGAAUGUGGCCAGAGAGGAGAAAGUGUAUGGCAGAGGGGGCCCAUCUGCAUUCCUGCUAAACCAUUUGGCCCAGUAGACGAGCUGUAAUGUAGACGUGCUGCUGCAGCACACCAGCAUAGGUGCAGCUUGUAUAACACGCAGCAGUGAUACAUUACUCCCGUGUCCUCAGUUAGUCUCGUGUAGCUCAGUUGGUAGAGCAUGGCGCUUGCAACGCCAGGGUUGUGGGUUCGUUUCCCACGGGGGACCAGUAUGAAAAUGUAUGCACUCACUAACUGUAAGUGGCUCUGGAUAAGAGCGUCUGCUAAAUGACUAAAAUGUAAAAAUUUAAAUGUCUGUCCACUCAUCACUGUGGAGCAGCUGUAGGGUUGCAUGCUGAUUUCUCUCUACGCUAGUCCUCAGUGCAUCAACAGUCAUCUAUAUUUCCCCCCUGACACAUUCGUGACAAGCUACUUCUUUAUUAGGGUUUCCCAUCUAUGGUUAUAGGCUUGAUGCUAAUGCACUUGGUAAUAUUUGGCUGGUCAAGCUUCCAGUCAAUGAAUACAAGGAUGUCAUGACCACCCUUCCAUUCAGUGUUUGAUACAAAACCAUAUGCUGACACUUGGAAAGAAAAGGCAUUCAAAUGAAAAUGGCUGUUUAACUAUGCUGUUAUCAUACACUGUUUGAUGUCAAAAUGAGCCUGUUGUGAUGAUGUAAUAAUUAUUCCUCUUUCCCUUUGGACAACAACAGAAGUUGCGUGAGCAGCAGAAGGCGGUGAGGGAGAGCCACUGGCCCAACAUGAAGCAGGUGAAGAUGUGGCUCGACCUGGAGCAGCUGAUGGCGUGCAAGUGUGGGUGCUUCCUGAGGGCCCAGAGCCAGGCCUCCAUUGGUCAGGUCAUCCAGGAGGGUGGUGUGGAUAGACUGGUGCUGUGAGAACGAGGAGACCGUCAACGCAGGGCCAACUCUGGUACACUACGCUCUACCACAAUGAGCAGGACUUUUCACUACUGUAAUUAGUUCUCCAGUUAUAGUUCAUUAGUCUGUUCAUGUAAUCAAAACUUCUCUGCUUUCAUCGCCUAAAGAUGAAAAGGAUUCCAUUUAACCAAUCUGUGUUAAUCCUGGUUUAGUUAGCUAGUUGUGUUCUCUGUGAAUAAUCCCAAAGUAGGAUUUAGUUCCAUUAAACA
Messenger RNA from Coregonus sp. 'balchen', 17727 nucleotides. Lineage: Eukaryota; Metazoa; Chordata; Actinopteri; Salmoniformes; Salmonidae. The record is from the annotation of a GenBank genome assembly.